Neltuma alba is the source of this 2102-nucleotide messenger RNA. Its product is annotated as LEAF RUST 10 DISEASE-RESISTANCE LOCUS RECEPTOR-LIKE PROTEIN KINASE-like 1.1. The transcript has 4 exons. Bases 30 to 2012 code for a protein of 660 amino acids. Gene Ontology annotation, molecular function: ATP binding; protein kinase activity. Gene Ontology annotation, biological process: protein phosphorylation. The record is from RefSeq and is a predicted model, not a curated record. Lineage: Eukaryota; Viridiplantae; Streptophyta; Magnoliopsida; Fabales; Fabaceae.
UUUUCUCACUGAUUGAGAGUUUCGGAAGAAUGGUUGUGCCUGUUUAUUUGUUCGUCGUCGUCUUCUUGUUCCUGUCGGCUGACCAUGUGCUUCUUCUAUCGUUUGCUUCUGGAGAUUGCCCACCUUUCUUUGAAUGUGGGAGUCUGGGCAAGCUCUCGUUCCCUUUAACCACUCCACAAAGCAGAGAUUGUGGAAUUUUGCCCAUUCAUGGCUGUGAACACCCCAACGCUGAGAAAACCGUGCAAUUAGGAGCAAAGCUGUUUCAAGUGACGGGGAUAAGACAUAGGUUCCAUAAUAAAGUUUACAUUAGAGACGGAGAUUUACAGAAGCGUUUGGUGAAUGAUAGUUGUGAUGCCUUGUGCUGCAAUAUUACUCUUCCUCCAAGCUCGCCCUUGGGUUCCUUUCAUAUAUUUCCAAAUAUAACCAUGUACAAAUGUAAUAGUUUGCUCAAUUACAGGCUUCCAAAGCAAUUCUUGAACUAUACAGGAUGUGGUCAGAGUAAGAAUGAGACCAUCUUCUUCAGAACGCAAGAUGAAGAUGAUACUCCAUCUUCUUUAGCAGCAUGUCCAAGGGUUCAGGUUCCAGUAAACAUGCAGGCUUUCUCUGCUAAUCCAUUUACAUUCAUAGCUUCUGAAUUCGGCGUCAGUAUUCAGCUUUCUCCUGAUUGUGGUCAAUGUCGUUUUGAGAAAGGCUUAUGCAGGCUCAACAGCACCGGAGGAUUUUAUUGUCUCAAAUUUAAAGAAGAUGAAAAUAAAAGACAGGCUUGGAAGCAGGGAUUGCUAAUAGGUUUUGGAGUGGGAUCAGGCAUUCUGAUAUUAGCGUUGCUGCUCUGCUUCGGACUCUACAAACACAAACAGAAUGCUAUAUCCCAUGUCAGACUUCGAUCAACGAAUCAAUACCCAAAUGAUGCAGACCCAGACCGUGGCAGACUCUUCUUUGGAGUCCCAAUCUUCUCCUACACGGAGCUUCAAGGCGCAACCAACAACUUUGACCCCUCCAAGAAACUUGGAGAUGGCGGCUUCGGCUCUGUUUACUAUGGAAAGCUCCAAGAUGGGCGUGAAGUUGCAGUGAAGCACCUAUUCAACCACAACUACAAGCGAGUAGAACAAUUUAUGACAGAAGUUGAGAUCCUCACUCUCCUGCGUCACCAAAAUCUUGUCUGCCUCUAUGGUUGCACUUCACGUCAGAGCCGUGAGCUUCUUCUUGUUUAUGAAUACAUUCCAAAUGGCACUCUUGCCAGUCACCUUCAUCGCAGCUCUACAAAUCCUGCAUUGCUGACAUGGCCUGUUCGAACCAAAAUCGCCAUAGAAACCGCCAGUGCUUUGGCUUACCUUCAUGCUUCCGGCAUUAUCCACCGUGACGUCAAAACCAACAACAUUCUUCUUGAUAAGAACUUUUGUGUUAAGGUUGCAGAUUUUGGACUUUCUAGGUUGUUCCCAGAUGAUGUCUCUCAUGUCUCUACAGCUCCACAAGGAACACCAGGCUAUCUUGACCCAGAAUAUCACUAUUGCUUUAGACUGACUGAUAAAAGUGAUGUGUAUAGUUUUGGGGUUGUGCUUAUGGAGCUGAUAUCUUCAAUGCCAGCAGUUGAUAUGGGAAGGAGCAAAGAUGAGAUUACAUUGGCGGGUCUUACAGCUAGAAAGAUUCAGAGGAAUGAAUUUGAGGAGUUGGUGGAUCCAUCUUUAGGGAUUGAGAAAGAUAGUGAGGUGAAAAAGAAGGUGUUUGCAGUAGGAGAAUUGGCAUUCCAGUGUUUGCAAAUAGAUAAAGAGAUGAGGCCUUCCAUUGAUGAGGUUUUAGAGGUUUUGAGGAAAAUCGAAGGUGGGAAAGUAGAAGAAGAAGAAGAAGAAGAAGACAAGGAUACCGGGAAAGACGGAGAUGGUGGUGAAGUUUUAAAGAAUAAAGCAAAUAUAAAAGCACGAGCAGUGACUUCAAUAAGCUUUGAUCAGGCAAAGUGUUCAAGUCAGUAUCUUCUCCAAACACAUAAUCCAGAAAUGGGGAAAUGGAAAAAUUGAUCAGGGAAAGUUGUUUAGCGUUUAAUUCUAAGAAGUUUUGGGCACGUGGUUAUUCUUUUUUUAAUAUAUAAAAGUUUAGAUGAGUAAUUA